AUGACGAAGAUAAGUCCUGAAUUUGAGGAUCAGAUCCUAACUGAGGGAGUUCUGUCAGUGUCAGCUGAUGUGAGUUUCAUCUCUAAUGGUUUUCCCAAGUAUAAAUUAGGACCUAAUAAUCAGAUACUGGAAGAGCCGAAGGAGAAUAAUGAUGGUCCGACCUUAAAAGAGGUAGUUGAACGGGAAACCACCCAUUUGUCAGAACAGCAUAAACGUCUCUCAGUUCGUGACCUUGCCAGUAAAUUUGACAAGAACUUGGCUGCUGCUGCUAAAUUGACUGAAGAGGCAAAGCUUAGAGAAGUGGCUUCUUUGGAAGGACAUGUUCUUUUGAAGAAGCUUAGAGAUGCAUUGGAACAUUUGAGAGGGCGCUUAGCGGGGCGAAAUAAAGAGGAUGUGGAGAAAGCUAUAUCUAUGGUGGAAGCUUUAGCAGUUAAGUUGACUCAAAAGGAAGGAGAACUGAUUCAGGAGAAGUUUGAAGUGAAAAAGCUGGCCAGCUUUCUCAAACAGGCAUCUGAAGAUGCUAAAAAGUUGGUUAACCAAGAGAAAUCUUUUGCUUGUGCUGAAAUUGAAAGUGCGAGGGCAGUAGUACAGAGAAUUGGAGAGGCUCUUGAUGAGCAAGACACAACAUCCGAAGCUUCUAAAAAACAGGAUGUGGAGGAACUAGUUGAGGUGGUUCAGGAAGCUAGGAGAAUUAAGUUGAUGCAUCAGCCAAGCAAGGUAAUGGACAUGGAACAUGAGCUUCGUGCAUUACGAACUCAGAUACGAGAGAAAUGCAUAUUUUCAGUGAAGCUUCAGAAAGAGCUGGCAAUGAGCAAGUGGGCAGAGGAAAACAAAUCCUGUUUAUAUCUUAUAGAUGGUUCAGAAACUCUAGGUGCAUAUCUACGAAUCCAACCUCGCUCAGAAAAUGCCCCGCAACUUUCAAAAUGUGCAAUUCAAUGGUAUCGUGUUUCAUCUGAUGGCAGCAGGAACGAAGCUAUUUCAGGUGCCAACAAGUCAAUUUAUGCUCCAGAACCCUUUGAUGUUGGCCGAAUCCUACAAGCAGACAUUAUUUCCAAUGACCAAAGAGUCACAGUGACGACCGCUUGUCCAAUUGAUCCUGCUGCAGGACUUGGAAGCUAUGUAGAUACACUUUUGAGAAAAUCUAACACUGAAUUUAAUGUGGUUAUUUCAAAAGUGAAUGGACAAGAUCAUCCAUCACAUUCUGUUCAUGCAUUUCAUGUUGGGAAGAUGAGGAUGAAGCUUAGUAGAGGAUGGAUUACAAAGUCUAGAGAAAUAUAUUCCUCUUCAAUGCAGCUAUGCGGCGUUAGAGGCGAUAUUACUAAUGCGGCAAAGGCAAUGUUUUGGCAAGCAAGGAAGGGUCUCUCAUUUGUAUUGACAUUUGAAACAGAGAGAGAAAGAAAUGCAGCCAUUAUACUUGCCAGGAAAUAUGCUCUUGAUUGCAAUGUGAUGCUUGCGGGACCAGAUGAUAGAGUAUAG
Molecule: messenger RNA, 1476 nt
Organism: Prunus armeniaca (apricot)
Lineage: Eukaryota; Viridiplantae; Streptophyta; Magnoliopsida; Rosales; Rosaceae
Source: the annotation of a GenBank genome assembly